UCCUCACCCCCUCAGCAUCCCUCUUCGCACACUACUCGUUUUUCCCUCUCGAAGAACUGCUGCUGCUGCUGCUCGUCCAAUGUCAUUGCGCGCAAGGCUUUCUGUGCUAGCCAGCGUCUGCUUCUCUUUGUUGGCUAGCUGACAGCUAAACAGUGUAGGGGAUAACAUCCGUCGUAUCCGCCUGCAGUUGUCAUGGGCUCCCCGUUGCGGGCCACAAGCUUUUCCCUUCGUCUAUUGUCGACUUCAAGCCAUGCAUCUCGAUUGAUAUCGCUCGUGCUUCCCGCAACCCAAGCGCCUCGUUUUGUUUCCGCUAGCCAUUUUUUGCCUGUGCUUCGCCACGUUGAUAGGGGAGCUAGGGAUGAGCGUGCCCGCCGCCUCCAAGCGUUAUCUACAUUGCUCAAGGAUCCAAACCUCCCGCUGCCUGCUUUCUCUGGCUGGCUUCGUCCAUGCGUACCCUUUCUCUCUCUUUGCAUUCCUGUUAUUUCUCUCAAUGUCGUGCGACCUCGUUGUCUCGCUGCUUUUUUUUACCUUAUUUUAUUAUUCUCGAACCCUUUCUCUUCUUUGCUACACCAUUCGCCUAAUUUUUGCUUCACUGCUUUCGUUACAUUUUCGGUCCAGAUCGAUCUUCUCCCCUCGCCGGCACCGGCCGUUUCGACAUGUGGUCAUGAUCAGCGAACGGAGACGGCACAUCAGCUUUCGGCACAUCUUGGCUACCUUCCCCCUCCAGGAAAGACAUGAUGAGUGUUUGUUGAAAUGUGUUUGUGGAUGCCUACCAUUUUUGCUAUCCUGUAGCCACCGGGAGUCACUCCCCUUUGCACCGCGUUUCCAUGCUAUGUUUCUGCAUAGGAUAGUUGUGUGGAGUGCUUUGUAGCACCCUGCG
Molecule: messenger RNA, 880 nt
Organism: Linderina pennispora
Lineage: Eukaryota; Fungi; Kickxellomycota; Kickxellomycetes; Kickxellales; Kickxellaceae
Exons: 3
Coding region: 193-738 (181 amino acids)
Source: RefSeq, a predicted model, not a curated record